Messenger RNA from Chilo suppressalis (striped riceborer), 4787 nucleotides. NCBI's taxonomy places the organism in Eukaryota, Metazoa, Arthropoda, Insecta, Lepidoptera, Crambidae. The record is from the annotation of a GenBank genome assembly.
UAGGUCACCGUGUUCCCUCUUUAGUAUAUUUUCGAUGGUUUUGGUAUUACUGUAUGCUUUUAAUGUAAAAUACAUACAUAAAGAUACUUUUCACAGUAUAUUUGAUGUUCUUCAUUUUUAGUAAAACAAUGUAAAGGAAACUUCGUACAUUUUAAUCCGACUAGGAUUGUUCUCGAUUUUUGCAACAAAAUGUAUUUGUAUUAUUAUAAUUUAUAAUGUCGCAGAAAACAUUAAUGGUGUAACAAUAAAUAUAAUAAAUUUAAUUACAUCCCUAAAUAGACUGGAUCAAAUAGUGUAAGAGGUUAUAUGAAAAAUAUUGUAAAAUUUAAAAGUCAUUUUCAAGUAGGUACACAAAAAUGUUUUGUUGGGGUAAUGCUACUCAUCAUGAAUUGUUCAUUGACGGAGAAGAAAUUGUUGACCCGAUAAUAAAACCUACACUAUCUAAGUGGAAAGAAAGUGACAAUAUUCGUGGAGUGGCUACAGGAGAAUUUCAUGCUCUAUACCUUACGAAUCAUGGCAAUUUGUAUUCUUGUGGGAGUAAUGAAGUCGGUCAACUUGGAAGGCACACUGAUUCCAAAGAAGGAAGAACUCCUGCCUUUGUGGAGAAAUUAAAGGAGUUUAAAAUAUCAUCAGUGGCAUGUGGUCUUCAGCACUCAUUAGCUCUUAAUGAGUGGGGUCAACCUUACAGUUGGGGUUGCAAUAGUAUGGGACAGUUAGGACUUGAUCCAAAAAAUGAUGCAAACUCAUAUAAUGUCCCUAGUAUUGUUAGACACCUUGCCACCAAGAAUGUUGUUCAAAUUGCCUGUGGAUUUUACCAUUCAGUGGCAUUGACAAACAAUGGUGACCUUUAUGCAUGGGGAGCCAACAGUUACGGACAGUGUGGCCUGGGUACCAUGUCAAAUAAGGAAGCUGUACCUCAACAGAUCACAUCACUUCUUGGAGUGCCUAUUGCUUUGAUAGCUUGCGGCAGUAACCACACUUUUGCACUAUCCAAAUCUGGUGCAGUUUUUGGAUGGGGAAAAAAUACUCAUGGACAAUUGGGAUUACAACACAAGGAUAAUAGAUGUUAUCCAUCACAUCUUAAAUCACUGAGAGAUGUCAGAGUUUGUUACAUUACCUGUGGUGAAGACUUCACAGUUUUCCUUACAUUGGAUGGAGGCGUAUUUACUUGUGGAAAUGGAGAUUAUGGUCAAACCGGACAUGGUACAACGAGAGACGAACUUUUUCCACGAAAGGUGAUGGAGCUAAUGGGCAGUACAGUGACACAGGUUGCGUGCGGUCGUCGCCAUUUACUCUGCCGCGUGGGCGAGCGCAUACUGGCGUGCGGGUACGGCGCGCGCGGCCAACUAGGCUGUCCGCACAUGCUCGUCGCUCUACUACCCACGCCCGUAGUGUUUACGCCCGCCGAUGAUUCGCCCCCCAAGAAGAAGCCGAAGUUUGGGAGCUCCACUGCGUUUAGUUCCAACAGUGCCGGGUCUUCUAGACGAAAUUUCUCUCGGGAUGUAUUCAAUGGACCUAUCAAAGUGUUUGCGGGUGGUGACCACAGCUUUCUUCUACUGAAUAGCGAUAAGGCUUCCACGGACUUUCGGAAUCCCGACAACUCUAAGCAAAUCUUGACCAUGAGCAUUGCGAAAUUGGCUACUUGUGAAGUAUUUAAAGAUAACGAUGUAGUGAAUCAAGAUCUAAUGACAUAUUUAGAGACAGUAUUUGGCUCUAUAGCGUGCGUAAAUGGAUCUUUUCUGCUCGGCAAUAACGCACACUUCGGCUGCAACACCAAGACGCCGGGCGUGGACCUUAAGAAGGCAGAAGAGGCAUUUUCUAUGAUUAGCCGAUACGAGAACACUUCUAUUAAGGAAUUGAUUUUCAGUCACCUAACGGAGAAUAUAAUAAAGAAAAUGAAAGUAUCUCCCCCCGAUGCAGAGGCACUUAGAAUGUUCCUAACAUUGCCUCUGUACCAUGAAAUGAGGAAUCCGCGGCGGCAUCCUGAGUUGCAGGGUCCAUUCGCAGAAGCAUACAACAACUUGUCUACGCAUCCGCAGCGAAUAGUGAACUUGUGGUGGGAGGCUCAAUCGCCGGACUAUUUCGAGAUGUUGGUCGAUAUAUUCAAGAGCGUCGUCGUUUAUGAACUCAGACAGCCGUCAGUCACUGCUAAUAAGAAAAUAUAUUUCACACAUAGCAUAGUCCAGAUAUUAAAUACACUAUCGUCAUUGAAUAAAAUCAACUUCACGAAUCCGAAGAAACCCAAAAUCCCAGCGGAAUGUUUCUACAUAGAGGAUCUCUGCUCCCAUGUGGAUAUAGCCACUGACUACAUCAACUGGCUCUCGGAUCAUAGCUCAACUCAACCGCACAUGUGCAACUAUCCUUUCCUAUUCGACGUCCAAUGCAAAUCGUUGUUGCUCAAAAUCGACCAACAAUUACAAAUGCAAGUGGCGAUCAGCCGCGCCGCCACGCAGAUAUUCACGCGGUUGUUCACGGACCCUACGUACGAUUACCAUCAGGGUGAUCAGUUCUUAAGCCUGACUGUCUCUAGGAACCACAUAGUGAGAGAUACGAUGUUGCAGAUCAGUAACCAUGACACGUCGCAGCUGAAGAAACCACUUCGGGUGGAAUUCGUCGGCGAAGAAGCGGAAGAUGCCGGCGGUGUUAGAAAGGAAUUCUUCAUGUUACUCCUGAAAGAGAUCUUCGACCCUGUGUAUGGCAUGUUCAAGCAAUCCGAGGAGACCAACAUGAUAUGGUUCUCCAAUAACCCGUUUGAGGACGACAUUAUGUAUUAUUUGAUCGGUGCCAUAUAUGGUCUGGCGAUUUACAACUCCAUUAUAAUCUACGUGCCUUUCCCAUUGGUGUUGUACAAGAAGAUACUCGGCGAGUCGGUGAUGCUCGAUGACAUAUCAGACCUUUACCCGACGCUCGCGAACAGUUUGAAGAGCUUACUCGAAUAUCCAGACGACGACGUGGAAGAGGUAUUCAGCCUAUGUUUUGCCGUAAACACAGAAGUGUUCGACCAGAUACAAGUGCACCACUUGAAGGAGGACGGCGAGAACGUGCCCGUCACGCACGAGAACAAGCAGGAGUACGUCGACUUGUAUGUAGACUUCUUGCUCAACAAAUCCGUGGAGAAUCAAUUCAAAGCAUUCAACAAAGGUUUUCAGAAGGUGUGCGGAGGUAGAAUAAUAAAAUUGUUUAGGUCCCACGAACUGAUGUCGGUGGUGAUUGGCAACGAGGAGUAUGAUUGGGAGUUGUUUGAAAACAAUUGCGAAUACAAAAAUGGCUAUACCACCAGUGAUCAGCAAGUCAGAUGGUUCUGGGAAGUGUUUCAUGAACUUUCAUUGGAAGAUAAGAAAAAGUUCUUGUUGUUCCUCACUGGCAGUGACCGGGUACCGAUACAAGGAAUGAGGGACAUCAAGAUAAGAAUCCAACCCGUUGCCGACGACCGGUACUUCCCCGUGGCGCAUACUUGCUUCAAUCUCUUAGACCUCCCUAAAUACAAGACCAAAGAACGUCUCAAAUACUAUCUGCUGCAAGCCAUACAGCAAACACAAGGUUUUUCCUUAGUGUGAUACCCACUGCGAUAUAUAGGUAAAAAUUUCUAAUUCAGUUCACCAGAUUAUAAUGCGGUUCAUACAUUAGCGCAGUAAACUACAUUAAUUAGAAUUUAUUUAUUUGCUAUUCAAAUAGAGUAAUUCAAAUAGGGUACAUUGGGGUUCUUACAAUUUUGUAGUUCAACCCAUUCAACCAUCUAAAAUAGCAUGCAAAUAUGUUACAAUACAUUAUUAAUUAUUAUAUUGAUUCCUAUUUUUAAUUUAUAUUGUGACAGGGAUUUUCUAUAGUGAUAGUAAAUUUAAAUUGGUAAUGUAGGAUGUUACCUACUGUAUCCUAAGCACGAACCAUUAUAGAGUUGGAAUGGUUGAAGUCGAUCUAGAUACGCGUCAAAUGUAAAGAAGUUCGUGCUGCUGAUUUUUAAUUCCCGUUACGACCGCUGUGGCGCUGUUCAAGUUUCCCUAACAAAUUUCUCGAUGACGAUUAUAUUGGUUCGUACUAAGGGUACUGAUCUGAAAUUCGCGUAUAGUUGCGCUCGCUGCUAACCUCACUACCGUGGUAAUGUUUGAAUCGCAUUAUACCGUUGUUAAGUUUUAGGAGUGUCGCAGAUCUGUUUUCUGGCGAUAUGUUUGUAGAAAUGUUAUAAGUGACUUGCAAGGCAACGCUAAUAUAGCUUCGAAAGCUAACUCCGAACCACAAAAUUUCUUAGGACUUUUUUGAUUGUGUACAUGGCGUUUUUGAGAAUUCACUUCAAUCAUUCAAUUUAACUUUUUUACUGUAAUAUCAUGCAAUUUGUUAAAUUUGUACUUGAAGAAUAUAAAAAAAUGGCUCGUAUUAAAGAAAUCCAAAUAAAUUCUAGUGCGCAUUUGGUAUUAUUUUGAGAAUAAUGAUAUAUUAUCAAAAUAAAUACUAUUGUUUUUUAACGUGUAAUAAUAAAAAAAAAUCUAAAUACGCAAUCAGAUUGAACGCAGAAUUUCAUGCCGUCAAGAAUGUUUCGCUGCUUGCACCCAGUUAUAUUCUGUACGACUUGUGGAGUAUAGUACUUUGCCUUAUUUGGCAAAGAACAAACUUUAAAUUCGGAAUGCAUAAUAUGUUAUGCACGGAAAUAAUGUACUAGUUAGGCUUAAAUUGAAUUUGUUUUUGAAACUGAUCUUGUAAUUGUAGCACUGCUAUUGCAUAGAACCUGUGAUUUUUUUUAUUAAUUAUAUCUCAUUUGGCCUAUUUUAUAACGCAUGCCGUUUUCCAUAGAA